Molecule: messenger RNA, 3662 nt
Organism: Mustela erminea (ermine)
Lineage: Eukaryota; Metazoa; Chordata; Mammalia; Carnivora; Mustelidae
Gene: ELL2
Product: elongation factor for RNA polymerase II 2
Exons: 12
Coding region: 194-2119 (641 amino acids)
Biological process (GO): snRNA transcription by RNA polymerase II; transcription elongation by RNA polymerase II; positive regulation of transcription elongation by RNA polymerase II
Cellular component (GO): transcription elongation factor complex
Molecular function (GO): cis-regulatory region sequence-specific DNA binding
Source: RefSeq, a predicted model, not a curated record
GGGGCGCGGGACCAGAGGGUGGGGCGGGUGGCGGCGGUGGCAGCCCGAGGUCUGGCUGCGCGCAGUAUAUGACAGUACGUCAGCAGCGGGAUGGCCGUAGCUGUGGCGGUGGCUGCAGAAGCCCAAGCAGCCGCGGCCGCAGUGGAGGCUAGAGCCCGAGCGGCGUCGGCGUCGGCACCCCGGGGAGUUUAAGAUGGCGGCAGGGGGGGCGGCGGGUCUGCGGGAGGAGCAGCGCUACGGGCUGUCGUGCGGGCGGCUGGGACAAGACAACAUCACCGUACUGCAUGUGAAGCUCACCGAGACGGCGAUCCGGGCGCUCGAGACUUACCAGAGCCACAAGAAUUUAAUUCCUUUCCGACCUUCGAUUCAGUUCCAAGGGCUCCAAGGGCUUGUCAAAAUUCCUAAAAAUGAUCCCCCCAAUGAAGCGCAUACCUUUAACUUCUAUUUGUCAAAUGUGGGUAAAGACAACCCUCAGGGCAGCUUUGACUGCAUCCAGCAAACAUUCUCCAGCUCUGGAGCCUCCCAGCUCAAUUGUCUGGGAUUUAUACAAGAUAAAAUUACAGUGUGUGCAACAAACGACUCGUAUCAGAUGACACGAGAAAGAAUGACCCAGGCAGAGGAGGAAUCCCGCAACCGAAGCACAAAAGUUAUCAAACCUGGUGGACCAUAUGUAGGGAAAAGAGUACAGAUUCGGAAAGCACCUCAAGCUGUUUCAGAUGCAGUACCCGAGAGGAAACGGUCAACCCCCAUGAACCCUGCAAAUACGAUUCGAAAGACACAUGGCAGCAGCAGUGUUUCUCAGCGGCCAUACAGGGACAGAGUGAUUCACUUACUGGCACUGAAGGCCUACAAGAAACCUGAGCUGCUGGCUCGACUGCAGAAAGAUGGUGUCAAUCAAAAAGACAAGAACUCCCUCGGAGCAAUUUUACAGCAGGUAGCUAAUCUGAAUCCAAAGGACCUCUCAUAUACCUUAAAGGAUUAUGUUUUUAAAGAGCUUCAAAGAGACUGGCCUGGAUACAGUGAAAUAGACAGACGGUCAUUAGAGUCAGUGCUCUCAAGAAAACUAAAUCCAUCUCAGAGUGCUGCCAGCACCAGCCGUUCAGAAUCUCCCGUAUGUUCUAAUAGAGAUGCUGCAUCUUCUCCUCAGAAACGGCUUUUAGAUUCAGAUUUCAUCGAUCCUUUAAUGAAUAAAAAAGCUCGAAUAUCUCACCUGACAAACAGAGUUCCGCCAACAUUAAAUGGCCAUUUGAAUCCCCCCAGUGAGAAGUCUGCCGCAGGCCUCCUGCCUCCCCCUGCAGCUGCUGCCAUCCCUACCCCACCACCGCUGCCUCCAACCCACCUGCCCGUCUCCAAUCCUCCUCAGACUGUAAACUCUAACUCCAAUUCCCCCAGCACUCCAGAAGGCCGGGGGACUCAAGACCUACCUGUUGACAGUUUCAGUCAAAACAGUAGUAUCUAUGAGGACCAGCAAGAUAAAUAUACCUCUAGGACUUCUCUGGAAACCUUACCCCCUGGUUCAGUUCUACUAAAGUGUCCAAAGCCUAUGGAAGAAAACCAUUCAAUGUCUCACAAAAAGUCCAAAAAGAAGUCUAAAAAACACAAGGAAAAGGACCAAAUUAAAAAGCACGACAUUGAGAUGACAGAAGAAAAGGAAGAGGACCUUAAAGGAGAAGAGGAAAUUGCCAAGCUGAACAACUCCAGUCCAGAUUCCAAUGAAGGAGUUAAAGAGGGAUGCACUGCCUCCACGGAGCCUUCUUCAACAAUUGAACUCCCAGAUUAUUUGAUAAAAUAUAUUGCUAUCGUCUCCUAUGAGCAACGCCAAAAUUACAAGGAUGACUUCAAUGCUGAGUAUGAUGAGUACAGGGCCUUGCAUGCCAGGAUGGAGACUGUAGCUAGAAGAUUUAUCAAACUAGAUGCACAACGAAAGCGGCUUUCUCCAGGCUCAAAAGAGUAUCAGAAUGUUCACGAAGAAGUCUUACAAGAAUAUCAGAAGAUCAAGCAGUCCAGUCCCAAUUAUCAUGAAGAAAAAUAUAGAUGCGAGUAUCUUCAUAACAAGCUGGCUCACAUCAAAAGACUAAUAGGUGAAUUUGACCAACAGCAAGCAGAGUCAUGGCACUAAAUCUGCUUGGACCAGAAGAUGUGAAUAAACUUAAGCUUAUUUAUUUAAAAUUCCAAAUGAGUUGCUCUAAGAUUCUAAAAAAAAAAAAUGAAACUUUGCUUGUUGAAAGUUUCAGUAUUAGCAAACUUGAGUUAAUUUACUUUUAUUUUUCCCCCUUUUUACUUUGCUUCCCUGCAUUUUUGAAGCUGCUUUUUUCUGGUCCUUCUCCCCACCCCGACCCUACCCCCAAGACUUAUGUUUGUCAAUAGAAAUCAUGUUUUUUUAGACAUUGGGGAUCUGGUGUCUAUACUUCAAAUCAAUUUUUUUUUUAAACUUACAUUUGUCAUUAGAAAUGAUUUUUUUUUAGAUAUUGGGGAUCCAGUGUCCAUACUUCAAAGUUAUGUGUGUUUAAAAAAAAAAAAAAAAGUAAUGUGCAAGGUGAAAUGCUUUUGGAUAAACAUAAGCCUAUUUUCUGACCUUUCGUAAUGCAAACUCUUUGCCUUAAAUGGUAGAAUAUUUAGAAAUUUGCACAAAAUACAAAAAAAAAUUUAAACAUUGUUUUGGAGGGUUAAGAAAUAGAAAGGCAUAUGUGUAUGUGUACAAAUAAGCACACACAUAUGUACAUGCAGGCUGACUUGAUGUAGACAGUGAAUCUGCCCUGCAAGUUAACCCCCCAUUGCAAUGGUUGCCUUAAGGUGUUUGCUAGUUGUGUACAUAGUGUGGUUAAUCAUUAGCUACACUGCUUCCCACUUGGUUAGAGCAAUGGGAAGCAUACUGUGGCCUACCAGCGUCUGAAAGCGUGUGCUCGACCGGUAUGUGUGCAGAGGUGGUGUGGAUGUGAGCGUGCAUGGAGGACAAAAGCUGCUACUCUCAGUAGGCCAAACGCUCAGGUUAAACAACUGACGAGUGUUACUGUAGGGGUUGUUGUUUUUUUUUUGUUUUUGUUUUUUUUCUGUCAAAUUGCUACUUCUAUUGUGGAAGACAAAAGCAUUUCCAUUUCAACAGUUUGUCAGCUUUAUUAAUGUUGGGCAAAAUCAAUAUGUUAUGAAAAUGAAACAGAUCUAUAGUUUUGGGGCAAAAUUAUAAAAUUAAACAUGUAGGUAACCUAUUUAUAUACUGCUAUAAAGUAUUUUUUGAAGAGAGAUAUGCAAAGAAGCUAUUACCUACAAGAAAUGUAUAUUUAAAGAUUUUUUUUUUUUCCAUCCUGGGAGCCAGGAAUAUAAAAAAGAGCAGAUAUAUUUAACCAUAACAUACUGUGAUUCAUCAAACAGCACAAACUUUCAUUUCAUGGAGUUUAUCUGUUGACGUUGAUUUAAACUAUCAUUUGUUUUAUCAUGUGGGAACAUAAGUUAUGUGGUCAAAAAUAUAAGGAUUUUGAACUAAUGUUGAUUCAACUUGUGUUGUCUUACCGUAUUGUCUUUUCAAAGUGCUGCCAGUUGAAAAGGGAAGCAUUAUGUUUACAAAUCUGUUUUGAAAUGUUUGCCAAAAUUUUGGUAGUAUCUUUAAUAAAGAUGUUUGUCUCCAGCAUCCAAAAAAUAAAUAAAUAAAAAAUAACUUUGUUGUG